This is a messenger RNA of Wallemia ichthyophaga EXF-994, 732 nucleotides long. RefSeq lists its product as uncharacterized. Gene Ontology annotation, cellular component: endoplasmic reticulum membrane. NCBI's taxonomy places the organism in Eukaryota, Fungi, Basidiomycota, Wallemiomycetes, Wallemiales, Wallemiaceae. Gene Ontology annotation, biological process: negative regulation of ceramide biosynthetic process; ceramide metabolic process; intracellular sphingolipid homeostasis. Bases 1 to 732 code for a protein of 243 amino acids. The record is from RefSeq and is a predicted model, not a curated record. The transcript has a single exon.
AUGACAGCGCGAACAACACCGCCAAUACCGAGUCUGGUGAUAUCAGGAGAGGAGAGUGGGAGUGGGAGUGGUGGCGGCAGUGGGAGCGCACACCAGACGCAAGCACAAUCACAAUCACAACCACCGCCGCAGAGGAGAAGGAGGGGGAGAUCGUCAUCGCUUGUUAGUUUACAGGAAGUACCAGCAGAUGCACAGGAGACGCUAGAUCAAGGAGCACUGAACAACUACAACGCUGACUGGGUAAAUUUCAAAGGCGCGUGGCUGAUGCAUGUAGUGCUCGUGACGCUUGGGAAGCUGUUAAUAGACGCUUUACCUGGAAUGACACAGGAAAUCAGCUGGACACUGGUUAACUGCGGUUAUAUGGCAGUCACGUUCCUCAUGUUCCAUCACGUCAAGGGAGUUCCUUUUGAGAGCAACAAUGGCGCAUGGGAUGAGCUUACAUUCUGGGAACAGAUUGAUGGCGGUGCUCAGUAUACGCCUGCUCGCAAGUGGCUUACCUGUGUGCCAAUUGGAUUGUUCUUGAUUUCAACUCACUAUACCAAAUUUCAGAGCUGGUUAUUUGCAUUCAACUUUGUGGCUUUGUUGGUAACGCUCACGCCUAAGCUGCCGUUACUACACAGACAAAGAGUAAAAUUCAUGGAGGUGGAGGAUGAAUCUGGUGGUAAUACACCCGUUACUACGUCUAACAAGCGACAGAAUGAAAUGCCAGCGAUCAAUUUAAGUUUGGAUUAA